Rhizoctonia solani is the source of this 216-nucleotide messenger RNA. Its product is annotated as Exocyst complex component Sec3. The coding region runs from base 1 to 216 and encodes 71 amino acids. The record is from RefSeq and is a predicted model, not a curated record. Lineage: Eukaryota; Fungi; Basidiomycota; Agaricomycetes; Cantharellales; Ceratobasidiaceae. The transcript is spliced from 2 exons.
AUGAGCGAUACAACAGUCAAAGACGAAAUCAUCUCAUCUUUGAAUAACCGAUCCUUGACGCACAGUUCGCCCCCAGAGGACUACGUCUCACAUAUCAAGAUAUGGGAGGAAAACCUGCCAACCAACGGGCAGGCCCCUGCAGAAGAAGGAGCACUAAAGCCUCGAUAUAUACUGCUCACUAGCGAGCUUUAUCCACAAGGCAAAGAGGAACACUAA